Messenger RNA from Notolabrus celidotus (New Zealand spotty), 4279 nucleotides. RefSeq names its product IMP (inosine 5'-monophosphate) dehydrogenase 1b (gene impdh1b). Gene Ontology annotation, molecular function: IMP dehydrogenase activity. The record is from RefSeq and is a predicted model, not a curated record. The coding region runs from base 366 to 2123 and encodes 585 amino acids. The transcript has 15 exons. Lineage: Eukaryota; Metazoa; Chordata; Actinopteri; Labriformes; Labridae. Gene Ontology annotation, cellular component: cytoplasm. Gene Ontology annotation, biological process: GTP biosynthetic process.
GGUGGCUGGUGCCUUUUUGAAGGCAGGUGCAUCCUGUGAGGGGGCAGACAGAGUCGCCUGAUGCCGGUCUCUUUUAUUUCUUCUUCUGUUUUUCCUCUCCGUGGGAACACCUGUGCAGCGCCAUAUCUAGUCUGGGAGGCAGACACUGGAAACAAGAUAAGACUAUUGAGAUACAAAUUUGUUUUGCAAAUUGCACCUCCUCAGCUUUUACUAAGCCCUGAACUUCAUGAACAUCCAAGGUUUCAAGAAGUCUGUUUUGAUCGAAAUGUACGCAGAUAUUUUUGCUGACUUUGCAGAUUCGGUUUAAAAAGCUGCAAAGCAAAGCGACAGGCCCACUGGACUCAUAGACUGACCUUGUACGGACCAUGGAGGGGUUUGGUUCUGAGCACUUCAGUGCAGAUGCCAGCCAGCAGGUGGAUUAUCGCAGAAUUGUGGGAGAAACUCAGCCACCACGUACCAAUGUUCCAGCACUGGAGGGCGAGCUCUAUGUCCGGCAAACCUCUCAUGGCCAUGGACACGAAACGGCAGCCCAGAGGUACAGUGCCACACGCAUCCAGGCCGGUCUAGGCCCAGAAAGCAUGGCGGAUUACUUAAUCAGCGGUGGUACAGGCUACGUGCCAGAGGACGGACUCUCAGCUCAGCAGCUCUUCUCAAUCGGAGACGGCCUUACAUACAAUGACUUCCUGAUUCUCCCUGGCUUCAUCGACUUCACCUCAGACGAAGUGGACCUGACAUCAGCGCUGACCAGGAAGAUCACACUGAAGACGCCGCUCAUCUCCUCCCCCAUGGACACCGUCACAGAGUCCGCCAUGGCGAUUGCAAUGGCGCUAAUGGGAGGCAUCGGCAUCAUUCAUCACAACUGCACACCAGAAUUCCAGGCCAACGAGGUCCGCAAGGUUAAGAGAUUUGAGCAGGGCUUCAUCACAGACCCGGUCGUGAUGAGUCCACGCCACACAGUAGGAGACGUGAUCGAGGCCAAAGUAAGACACGGUUUCUCUGGCAUCCCGGUCACGGAGACGGGCAAGAUGGGCAGCAAGCUGGUGGGCAUCGUCACCUCCAGAGAUAUCGACUUCCUCUCUGAAAAAGACCACGACAGACCUCUAGAGGAGGCCAUGACAAAGAGGGACGAGCUGGUUGUUGCUCCGGCGGGUGUUACUCUGAAAGAAGCCAAUGAUAUUCUACAGCGCAGUAAGAAAGGUAAGCUCCCCAUCGUGAACAACAACGAUGAACUGGUGGCCAUCAUCGCCAGGACAGAUCUGAAGAAGAACAGGGACUACCCGCUGGCCUCCAAAGACUCGCGCAAACAGCUGCUGUGCGGAGCCGCCAUCGGCACCAGGGAGGACGACAAGUACAGGCUGGACCUGUUGGUGCAGGCUGGAGUGGAUGUGGUCGUACUGGACUCUUCACAAGGAAACUCAGUGUAUCAAAUCAACAUGAUACAUUAUAUUAAACAGAAGUAUUCAGACUUGCAAGUGGCAGGAGGAAAUGUGGUUACAGCAGCCCAGGCCAAGAAUCUGAUCGAUGCUGGUGUGGACGCUCUGAGAGUCGGGAUGGGCUGCGGCUCCAUCUGUAUCACACAGGAAGUCAUGGCAUGCGGGCGGCCCCAGGGGACCUCGGUGUACAAGGUAGCAGAGUACGCGAGGCGCUUCGGUGUACCUGUCAUCGCCGACGGUGGCAUUCAGACUGUGGGUCAUGUGGUGAAGGCUCUGUCCCUGGGGGCAUCGACUGUUAUGAUGGGCUCGUUGCUUGCUGCAACCACAGAGGCACCGGGAGAGUACUUCUUCUCAGACGGCGUGCGGCUGAAAAAGUACCGCGGUAUGGGCUCCCUGGACGCCAUGGAGAAGAGCACCAGCAGCCAGAAACGCUAUUUCAGUGAGGGAGACAAGGUGAAAGUAGCCCAGGGUGUAUCAGGCUCGGUCCAGGACAAGGGCUCCAUCCACAAGUUCGUACCUUACCUGAUCGCUGGGAUCCAGCACGGCUGCCAGGACAUCGGGGCAAAGAGUCUGUCUGUCCUCCGUUCCAUGAUGUACUCAGGAGAGCUGAAGUUUGAGAAGCGCACCAUGUCUGCACAGGUGGAGGGAGGAGUCCAUGGUCUCCAUUCUUACGAGAAGCGGCUUUACUGAACAAGGGGGGGGACGAAGUGCACACCAUCGGUGCAUGUGACACACCCGAUCUAACAGUGACCAAAUAAGAAACCGCCACUAAAAAAAAAGAAUACGCACCACCCACUACACCCUCUCUACCCUCCCCUUUGCAUCGUACCCGCUGUUACUCUCUCCCUCUCUAAACACGAUCCAAACCAGCUGCUUUGGGGAGGAAAGACGCCCCCCCUCCCCCCCCGUAGUGACGUGAGGGAACCAUCAAACUGACACCCGGCUUUCGGAACACCUGGGAUUUUGCACUCGAGAAGCGGCGCAUCAGGGUUUUCAGAACGACGUACGCCUGUGUCUUUGAACGUGCAGCCGAUUUCCCAAAUGUUGCGCACGUAUGUUCAUAGCAUCGAGAGAAAGAAGUGUGCGAGUUUGGCGAAUGGAGGGUAGUGUGUGUCUUGAGUGUGUGUGUGGUAGUUAUCCAUGAGUUCUGGGACUAACAAAUCAAAGGUGCACUUGGUGUAUUUGCCCUGCUUAUAGUAGUGAAUCUAAAACAGCCAUGGUGCAAAAUCUAUCAGCAAAUUCUUUGGCUUCUUUGCGGAUACAAGCUAACCAGCUCGCAAACCUCUCACAUCCCUUAAACACACAAGAACAUAUGUGCAGAAACACUUGUGUCUAUGUGUGUCAGUGAAUCAUUGCAUUGUUACCUUUUUUGCGUUAGAAUCCAUGACAGGUGUAGGCUACAGUACCUGUUCGCACAUAUUGUUUUCUUCAUGCAUUGUGGAUCCUGAGGUACGAAAUUUCCGCCAUGUUUAUCCCGUCGACUUUGCAUCCUGCAGUGUCGCCUACACUAAGCAGACACACCCACAGUGUUUACCUCUGUGGGUUUCUAUUCUCCCUUCAGAGACGUCCUGAGCCAAAUAACUAACUAGAGUCCCAUCCCACUGCAUUGUGUUCAUAUAUUAAGCAUGGAAGGGGACCAAAAGAUGAAGAUCAGGUAUGUUUGAUAGAGAAAGUCCUGCGAUGCAUCAAAUCAAUCAAGAAUGAGGACGUUUUCUCUGCCCGUAAUUUGAAUACUUUUAAAUAAGACAACCUUUAUAUGAACAUGUAUAGUCUUGGGAGGCUUCAAAUUGAGCAUGAAGUGUUUUUGAUAUGCAUGUUUGUUUUUUCACUAAGCCAAACACGGCUGUAUUUAUACUCUGCUUCGGUGUAUCUGCAUACAUACUGCCAAGUGUACAUACACUUCCUCUGACACUCUUCUGUUUUUGUAAUUUCAAAACCAAAUUUAGCGCAACAAGCCGCUCGUUACCUUGUCACUCGUUUCAUUCCUGCGUCUUCAGCGUGGUUUAGGUUCUCUUUUAAUAGGUGUAUUUUUUAUUUCUGAUGUAUUUCUUUUUUUUUUACCAGAGAUAUGCCUUUAAAACGGGGACGGAUGAAGGCUGCACAUGCCAGCUCAGUGAAAAUGCAAAACCUUAGACACCCUGUCGCCUCCCUUUUUCUUACUUUUUAACAGCACGUCGUGUUCGUUAUCAUUCGGCUUCUGUAGGAGUACGCUUUUCUAACAUUUUCAUACUGGAUGUGUCAUAUUUUCUUUUUGCCAGAUGUAACUUUUUUUUUUUUUAAAUAAAAUGUCCCAGAUUGUAAGUGUUGAGUUGCUGAUAAUAGUUCUCUUUUUUGCCCUGCUUUUGGUUCACUUGACUAACAAAAAGCCUUGCAGUUGGACAAAAAUUGCAAGAAAAUGUACAUGGAAAAUAUAUGGAGAAAUAUAUGCCUAUAUGUUCAGUUGAAAAUGACUGCUGCUUGUUCUCAGAUCACCCAUCUACAGAGCAAAUCCAAGAGAGAAUGUCUUAUUUGUAAAGUGCUGAGUCAUGUUAGUACAUCUAAAAAGCCCAAAUAUAGUGUUGAAUGGGAGAUUAGUUUACAAUUUUUUAUAGUGUUGCACUUUUUAUGAGUUCUGCUUCAGUGUAUUGCAAAAGCAGCCACAGUUGCAGCGGUAGCUUUUGCAAUGGACAACCAAAACCUUAAGAAGAAAAAAGCUUUUUAGAUGGAAAACACUCAGUAUUCAAUCGAUUCAUUUCGGAGUUUUGAGUAACCUCACUUCAGAACAUGUUUACAGUAAAACACUCAACACAGGAAAUGUUGCUUUUGCUGUUCAAUAUGGUAAAGAAGAAUAAAUAAAUCAAACUGUG